Molecule: messenger RNA, 3354 nt
Organism: Bombus huntii
Lineage: Eukaryota; Metazoa; Arthropoda; Insecta; Hymenoptera; Apidae
Gene: svp
Product: steroid receptor seven-up, isoforms B/C
Exons: 4
Coding region: 579-1424 (281 amino acids)
Biological process (GO): cell differentiation; regulation of transcription by RNA polymerase II; anatomical structure development
Molecular function (GO): zinc ion binding; RNA polymerase II cis-regulatory region sequence-specific DNA binding; nuclear receptor activity
Source: RefSeq, a predicted model, not a curated record
AACGGAAGAGAAGCACGCGGUAUCGGACAAAGUUGGAUCGGUCGGUCGAUCGGACGAGAGACGACGAACGAUUCUCGUCGAGCAAUCGAGAACGACGCGACGCGAUCGCGCCGAUUCGAAACGCAUCGAAACGAGGUGCGUUUCCAUCUGUAGCGAACGACAAUUACGAUACCGUUUAACUUCCUCUACCCUGGAAACGUCACUUUCGUCCCGGUCAACGCCGAUAUUACCGCGUUACGUUAGCUCGAACAAAAAUGAAGAGGAUACGGGUUUUACGUGCCGAAGAUCGCAGGAAAUGGACAACGACGCGAGAUUUCCUAUACGGAGAUACACUAGUUAAGCAAUAGGUAACGCGAGAUAUCUAACGGUAACGACAACGGCGAUCCAGAAAAACCGACGAAUUCGACGAGUCCGGCGAAAGAGGCAGGAAAUCGCGGUCGAAAACAGGAUGCAAAAGCUUCUUCAAGAGAAGCGUCAGGAGAAACCUAAAUUACUCGUGUCGAGGAAAUAGGAACUGUCCCAUCGACCAACACCAUAGGAAUCAGUGCCAGCAUUGUCGAUUGAAAAAGUGCCUGAAGAUGGGCAUGCGCCGGGAAGCCGUACAAAGGGGUCGAGUGCCACCGUCGCAGCCAUCGCUACCAGGUUUGCCGGGACAGUUCGCCCUGACGAACGGUGACGCGGUCGCGUGUGCCAACUUGAACGGUCAUUCUUACCUCUCCUCGUACAUAAGUUUGCUGCUGAGGGCAGAACCGUAUCCGACCUCGCGAUACGGCCAGUGCAUGCAACAAAACAACAUCAUGGGAAUCGACAACAUCUGCGAGCUCGCGGCGAGAUUGCUGUUCUCGGCGGUCGAGUGGGCCAGAAACAUCCCGUUCUUCCCGGACCUACAAGUCACCGACCAGGUUGCCCUGCUCAGGCUAGUUUGGAGCGAGUUGUUCGUGCUAAACGCGAGUCAGUGCUCGAUGCCUCUGCACGUGGCGCCGCUGCUCGCCGCGGCCGGUCUUCACGCUUCCCCCAUGGCGGCGGAUCGCGUCGUCGCCUUCAUGGACCACAUCAGGAUCUUUCAGGAACAAGUGGAAAAGUUGAAGGCGCUACACGUCGACUCCGCGGAGUACAGUUGCCUCAAGGCCAUCGUCCUCUUCACCACAGAUGCUUGUGGAUUGUCGGACGUGGCGCAUAUCGAGUCCCUUCAGGAGAAGUCGCAGUGCGCCUUGGAAGAAUACUGCAGGACUCAAUACCCGAAUCAACCGACGAGAUUCGGCAAGCUGCUUCUUCGAUUACCCUCGCUGAGGACGGUGUCGUCGCAGGUGAUCGAACAGCUGUUCUUCGUUCGACUGGUCGGGAAAACGCCGAUCGAGACGCUGAUCAGGGAUAUGCUGCUCAGCGGUAGCAGCUUCAACUGGCCGUACAUGUCCACGAUGUGACAUUCUGUCUGGCGACAGCUAGCUUCCGCGUAAUACCCUCGCGUCAUUUCCCAUCGCCUCGUCCCUCUUCGUCGUCGUCGUCGUCGUCCCUUCGCCUCUCCGUCGUACGAGCACCGUCGCUCGCUUCGCGCCACUUUCCAACGAUUCGCCAAGCAUUCGCGGCUCCCCUGGCCUCCGAAACGGUGUCGAGGAAACGAACCGCGCGCGACGGUCCGACGAGUCGGCGAAUCUGGACGAGGACGAGCGAACGUCCAACAGGCCGAAGAGAACGAUGCGAGGCAGCGAUAAAGACGCCGCGAAGGUCGCGGUUCCAGCUUUUUCGAAGCACGCGAUCGAUCGCGCUACGGACGAAAGGAAAGACGCGAGCUCGCGUGUUUCGCCAGACCUUUUUCUCUGGAAUUGCAUCCAGGCGUCCCGGCGCUCGAGAAGCCGGGAAAGCGUUCGAGCUCGAACGCAGGAAAGAGAAGAAACGGGGGAAAGGACGAAAGGCAACGCGGAAUCGAGACGAAGAGCGGCGUGGAAGGGGGAAACGCGGCGCGAAGAAAUCAUAAAUUAGCAUUUGUAAUCGACGGCAGGGGAUCUGGUAGAUCCUUCGCUGGCCGCUAUCUUGCAUCGAUCUCGCGUCGAGUAAUUGCCGUUAGUCGAGUCACGCCGAAACCCUUAGUCACUCGUUUCGACGUUUCGUCGUCCGCGUUCGUUCCACCUUUCUUUCACCGUCUUUCGCGUUUCUUCUUUCUUAAUCCGCUCUCUCGCGCUUCGCGACCACGUUUCGCGCUACUCCAUCGAAAUUCACCGAAGCCACCCAAUUACACGGACCACUCUCCGCGUCUUUCCCUCGGAACGUCUCGAUUCCGUGCCACGAGUUUUCCAACGCGCGAUUUCUUCUCUUUCUUAAAGACCGUCUACGACGUCGCGGACCGUCUUACCGAUAGACACGCCGGUAACGAGUAACGCGGUGCACGAAUCGAGCAAUCGUUUUCUCCAACGGAGAGAAACUCGUUUUCCACAAACACCGAAAGCAAUUUGCCAAUUAUCGUGCGAUCGGUCGUCGUUUUACCUCGUCGAGAUACUCUCCCGUGCAAAAGGUUUUCUUUCCUCCGCGUUGCGUCUCGCGACUCUCGCGAAGUUCGUACGGCGAAACGCGCGUUCGAACGAAUAAAAUUCGCGAGAUCGAGCCGAAUGCACGCGAUCCGUUCGCAGGUUGUUUCUUCCUUCCACCUUCCAUCGAGACGACGAGGCGAGUGAUCGCGUCGCGUACCUAUCUUCCGGUCGACGUCUACCUCUCGAUUCGUAUCGUAUUCGCUUUCGCGGAUUCCCUAUCGCGUGCAUUUUCGCUGGCCGAACGACCAUCUCGUUCGGCGAGGAAUCGGCGGGCCGAUGUCCGUUCCGAUUCGGUCUCGCAGUUUGCAGGAGUCGCGACCCGCUCGAAGAACGCGUUCGGAAACGACGCGACCAGCCGAGAACGAACAAAUAUAUUUUUCUUCCGCGAAUAUGUUCGACCGAUCGCUGGUCGCCCGUCGUUUGUUAAAUUCGCGAUAGCGCCGAUAGCGCGACAGCGUCAACGAUGGACACGGUAAGAAACGAUUGCGAGGAAACUCGGCGAACGCAAUGUGAUAUACGCGUACGUCGAAAUUGAAAUCCGAUUUCUCGACACACGGUGCUUUUUUACGUUAUGAAUACUGUACGCUGUAGCCAGGCUCGAUGCGCUGUACAGAGUUUGCCGAGACGUCGAACGACAAAUCGUUCGAAACGAGCGAAAUUAUCGAAUAGCGCGCUACGAUAAGUAUGUGGCGAUGUCGAACUCUAGUUACUUAGACAACCAUUUAAGGGUAUAUGGGAUAUUUCUAAUAUUUUUAAGCAGCGAUCGUUUCUUAAAUGCGCACGCGCACCCAUACAAACACAGACAUACACACACACAAACACACAAACA